CAUAAUUUAUCGACUUUGAUUGUUACAUGUGGAGGCAAAGUUCUACAUGAGCUAACCAUGAAUAUUUCGUAUUGAGGAUUUGCAACUUCUGCAAACAUGUAAAUGAUUGGAUGUAACUUUUUGUUCUGGAUACUCACUGUAUACUACGCGUAGUAUUUCUUCUAUUCUAAUUCGUUAACUCUAGUUUUCUAACUCAUUUUAAAGACCCACAUUAUUAAAAUGUGCUCCGCAAUCGAACUGAAGUGAAGUUGGGACAUCAAAUGAAGAUCAAAUAUUUUCUAAGAUAUCUGGAAUUAAAAUAAUCUACAAAUGAGCCAUGUCAUGAGAAAACCAACAUAAUGAGCAGCACUUCAAGCUAGAUACGUACGCAUUAGAGAAACUAUUAAAUAACUCAUAGAAAUGGCUGAAGAAGAAGAUAUUAUAACAGAUCAUGAGGAUGACGAGGAGGAUAUGCAACGACAGCGCAUGCGCGAAUUUAAUGAAAUGGUCCACAUAUUAUUUACAAAACCAGAAAGACUUAUACUUUACAAGAUUUUAAAAGAUUAUCAGAGGCGUCGAGAUGUCGCGCGACUGGUUGUGGGCCUAGACUUAAUCCUUAGAACGUAUACAAAAUUAGAAUUAUUGAAGUAUGUGAGGUAUUUUGUAUGGCAAAGGCAUCUUGACGAAUUUGAUAGACUUACUCAGUUUCAAAUGAAAUUUCGCCGUCGGCGUCGUCAACACAGGAAAGCUCAUUUACUACAAAUACCAGAUCACAGAUCGAUAGCCAGUACGAGCACUAACGCAAGCGGAAGAGGUAUUAAAGAUGUAAGGGUCUUUACAGUCCAUAGAGAAAAGGAGGAACCCAGUCUUGGGUUUUGUGUCCGUGGAGGUUCGGAACAUGGCCUCGGGAUCUACGUCAGUGAAAUAGAGGAAGAUAGUGCAGCUGCAAAAUCUGGACUGGAGACCGGGGAUAAAAUUCUUGAAGUAAACAACAUCAGUCUACGAGGUGUGGCCAGUAGCAGCGCGAUCAAGGUUUUAACCGGCUCUAAUCGGCUCAAACUUGUCAUUCAGCGGACUAAGAAAGUUCCAGAGUGGCGGUUGUCGAGAGAGAAAACGUCAUGGUAUGAUAUUCAUGACAAGAAGCUUAUAUCAGGAGAAUUUGAAGAAUGUGGUAUAAGUCACAGUAUUCGAGGCUUGGACGUGGAAGUUCCUGAAAGAAGAAUCAAUCUUAAGUUUGGGAAGGCCAAUCGAGGUCUGGGCUUCAACAUCAGAGGUGGAAGAGAGUAUGGCCUUGGUAUAUAUGUAUCAAAAGUUGACCGUGAAGGCUUGGCUGACAAAAACGGGGUUCGAAUAGGAGACCAAAUUAUUGAUGUGAAUGGAAUUCCUUUUGAAAACAUUACUCAUGCUCACGCUGUGGAAGUGCUGAAAGGAAAGAAACAUCUAAUUCUAACGUUACGGGAUGUGGGUCGUUUUCCUGUUUACAAAGAAUUGUAUGCUGAGUACACAUGGAGUGACGGACAUAUAAAACCAGGUUCAAGCACGAUGAGUCUACGAGAUAUACAUGUUGAGCACCAUGAGCUUCCAAAAAAGGCUGAAAGUGUUUCUGAUCUGUUCUCUGGCAGAAGAAGACCUAGUACACUACACACUGAGAUAUUUCUUCCCGGUGAAAGACAGCUUCACCCGGAAGGUACUAGUAGUGCUAACGACGAUAUUGUACAUAAUAUGAACACUGAAGAUGAUACCGAUAGUCUUAUCGAUCUUGACCAAUGGGCACAAGAUAUUCAAGACACUGGAAAUGAAAACCGUGCAUAUGUUCAUGACGAAGACGUUAAAGAUAACUCUCUUCAGAACAAGUAUGUGAAAAGUCAUUUAGUUAAAAGAGGGACUGUUUUAACUAAGCAUGACAUUACCGUUAAAGAAGCUAAUAUAGAAGACAUAGAUGGAGAUUACGACAGUCCAGACAUGAUGUAUGCCAAGAUUAACAAACAUACUGAAAGAUACGCAUCCACAAGCAAUUUAAGUGCAUCUAUUCAUAAAGAAGAUGAAACAAAAAAUACAGAAAGUAUGAUGCCAAGAACAUUGCAUGAGGAUUCAUCUUCCGAAAGAUCAUUCAGAGCUACAGAAAACAGACAAACAUCAUCUAAUGAAGAUCUUCAUUCUUUAGCACCUAGUGUGGAUGGAGCACUUUACUCUACAGUGAGGAGACUAAGUGGUGGUUCAUUUAAAAACCUGACUGGUUCAUCUUUAAGUAUCUUUGAUGCUAACCAAAGUACCAAAGACAGUGAAGUUAGUAAAAACUUUGACAAUCUUGAAUUCACAGUGCAUUCAGAGGAUAAAUUACACAAGAAACGUAAAAGUGUAACUUUACCAUAUGCUGAGAAACAAGAUACUGACAGUGACGAUGAGCAUGGUGCAGACUCGUACGACUUGAUCAAUCCAUAUUCAAUUCAAACAAGAAGCUUUAAAGGGCCUGACACAUCUGACCACAUUGGUCAUACUUCAACGAGAAAUGAGGACGACGGGUUAGACAUGGGGGCAUUGGAAGAUAGGCUUCAAGAGCUUGAAGAAAGACAAACAAAUAUUGGCUUACAAGAAUUGAAUGCUUUAAACGGAAACGCGCAAGACACGACAUAUUACGAUGGCAGUGUCAGAAAAAAGGGAAAAUGGAAAACUUUAAAGAAUAAAAUUAAAGGCAGUCUUCGAUUAAGAUCACCAAGACAUACAAAAAAAGAGGAUGUUAGUGUAAUACGAUCAACAGAUAUUCCAGAAUACUCUUCAAAAAUAACGAAGGAAUGGAAAGCAGAAAAGAUUGAUAGCGUCAGUUUGGCAAUGUUAGAGGACGCUGCACAAAGACUGCUCGAUGAAGAUGAAUUCAAAGUAGUAAAAAGACAUAUUAAAACGUAUCAUGAAUCCCAUGACCUUGAAAGGCUGGUUGAUGUUUUGCUGGUUAUACUAGAUAAACCGGAGAAGCUUACCUUAAUCAAGGAUGUCAGGGGUGUUAUCUACCAGCACGACAUGGUAAAAUUUGACAAUAUGGUGAACCACUUCGAAAUAGAAGAAGCCUACCAGAAACUAUCAAUGAAGCUGCAUCUACCACUGAAUCAUAAACCACAGAAGAGGCCACGCAGAAAGCUAAUCACCACCGAAAUAGAAAAUCCAUCCGAUGUUCCAAACGCCGAAAAAAGCCUCGAUUCUGGUGAAGCGGAAGAUGGUCAUUUUCAUAUAAAGACGAUGAAAAAGAAGGAUGUCGUUGACGUUAUGAAGGAGAAUGUAGAGGAAACCAAAGCUAAAGUAACCUCCCCACAUAGACAGGUAGAGUUUAUUUCAACAAAACCUCAAGGAGUCUAUAGAAAACCCAGAGAGGUAGAGUCUAUGUCAAUAACAUUUCAGGGGCGAAUCGCAGAAGAAAAGUCAGCUUUAGAUGAGUUUGAAUAUCUUGACUUUGAGCAUUUAGAAGAAGGCUCUUGCAUAGCUGCUUUUAGUGACUGCGGUUCUCAUGGGUCUGGAGAGGUAGGAAAGAUUCCAGGAACUGUUAUUGUUCACCUAUCUAAGACUAAACAUUCCCUUGGUAUCGAUUUUGUUGAAGAGAUGAUAGACGGUGUAAAAGAAGUAAAAAUUGAUGGAAUAGACCCUAAUGGCGCCGCGAAUGAUGACAGUGAAAUACAGGUUGGUAUGGCAAUACUUGCGGUUGACAGGCACAAAGUAGAAGGGCUCUCACUUGAAGAAGUCUGCGGAAUUAUAGAUACUUCAUAUAUGGACAAACAACAUGUGAGCAUGAAACUUGUGCUUCGAAAACCAGAGAGCACGGACUUCUGAGUUUAAACUAGUUAGAUUUUAAUAAAUAAAGUGGAAUUAAAUUUU
Molecule: messenger RNA, 3840 nt
Organism: Mercenaria mercenaria
Lineage: Eukaryota; Metazoa; Mollusca; Bivalvia; Venerida; Veneridae
Exons: 19
Coding region: 400-3795 (1131 amino acids)
Cellular component (GO): stereocilium tip; stereocilia ankle link complex; plasma membrane
Molecular function (GO): protein binding
Source: RefSeq, a predicted model, not a curated record